AAUUCUCGCACUUGCGCAGCACGAGCAAAUGAAUCAACACCAUAAGCAAUAAAAACACGCACAUUAUGGCCUCUGUAGGCAAUGUUGAACAGGUUACAGAUAAAAAAACUCACACUAUAUCUAGGUCCCUGAGUUUAAGAAAUAGAUAUAAAAUGUCUUCCUCAGAUGAAGAAGAUGGACCUGUAGUCAAAAAACAGAGACUUUUUUAUGGUAGUCUUGAAGAUCAGGAGCGAGAACGGCUUGCGCGUGAAGAAAAGGAACGUCUUGCUGCAGAAGAACUACUGCGUGCACAAGGAAGUGAAACAAGCGAAAGUGAUAGUGAUGUGGAUGAAGACGGGAAUAAGAAAAAGAAGAAAAAAAAGAAGAAAAAGGAACAAGCUGAAGAUGAUGAAUCUGAUGAAGACUCUGCAAUUAACAAGGCAAUCAAAGCUGGAAACAUUAAUAUCUCUCAAGGUGAUACACUGGAAAUGAAUACAGAUGCAACGGCAGAACGACAGCAAGAACUUAUGGCAGAGUUUGAAAAGAGAAAAGCUAAGCGUUCAAUAAAUGUGUCCACUGAUGAUGGGAUGGUUAAAGCUCGCUUAAGAGAAUUAGGACAUCCAAUCUGUCUGUUUGGUGAAGGACCCGCUCAAAGAAGAGACCGUUUAAGAGAUUUACUUUCAGUCUUUGAACAGUUUUUACCUGGCUUCUCAUCUCAGAUUGAUGAAGACGUUAAAGAGGAGGAAGAAGAUAAAGAAUCUAGUGAAGUAUGGUACCAUGAAGGCCCCGCCUCCCUUAAAGUAGCUCGUUUAUUUAUUGCAGAAUAUUCGCUACCUAAAGCCAGAGAUAGAUUAGUUUGCAUCAAAGCCAAUGCUAAAAAUGCAGAAGCUGAAUUAGCUGUGAAGACACAAGAAAUUCAUCGCAAAGCUCGCUCGUUAGUCAAUUUUUGCAGUCAGAUUGGCGAUAGCCGACCAUUGUCCUAUUGUCAAUUUUCACCUGAUGGAAAGCUUUUAGCUACAGCUUCGUGGAGUGGACUCUGUAAAUUAUGGUCUGUACCUGAUGGAAACGAAGUUCGGAUUUUAAAAGGUCACAAUAGCAGAGUGGGAGGAGUAAUUUUCCAUCCAAGAUCCACCAUAGAUUUAGAAACUUCUGUUACAAAUUUAGUUUCGUGCUCAGCGGAUGGAGUCAUACAGCUAUGGAACCUGGAGGAUGAUGUACCCCUGGGUAAUAUUGAGGGACACGAUGAAAGAGUAACUAGUAUUGCAUACCAUCCUUCCGGUAGGUUUCUUGGUACCACUUGUUUUGAUAAAUCAUGGAGGUUGUGGGAUUUGGAAGUGCAGACAGAAGUUCUACACCAAGAAGGUCAUGCAGGAGAAGUUUACAAAAUUUGUUUUCAAAAUGAUGGAGCCUUAGCUGCAACAGCAGGAUUUGAUGCCAGGGGGUUGGUAUGGGAUUUACGGACUGGUCGAAAUAUUAUGGCAUUAGAAGGACAUUUAAAAAAAGUGCUAGCUAUUGAUUUUCAUCAGAACGGUUAUCAGAUUGUCACUGGUAGCGAAGACCAAAAAUGCAUGGUUUGGGAUCUGCGGAAACAAAAAUGCGUAUAUACAAUUCCAGCUCAUAAUAACCUCAUCUCCCACGUUAAGUACUGCGAGAACUCCAUAGUUACGGCGUCAUUUGAUGGCUUGGCUAAAGUAUGGUCAAGUCCAUCAUGGGCACCGUUGAAGACUUUGUCAGGACACGAACAGAAGGUUACUUGUGUUGAUGUAUCUAAUGACGGAAAUUACAUUGUUACUGCAUCUUUUGAUAGAACAUUUAAAUUAUGGGGACCAGAGUUUUUAAUAUAAAUGCAAAUUGUGUU
Molecule: messenger RNA, 1837 nt
Organism: Hydractinia symbiolongicarpus
Lineage: Eukaryota; Metazoa; Cnidaria; Hydrozoa; Anthoathecata; Hydractiniidae
Product: U4/U6 small nuclear ribonucleoprotein Prp4-like
Exons: 3
Coding region: 66-1823 (585 amino acids)
Biological process (GO): mRNA splicing, via spliceosome
Cellular component (GO): U4/U6 x U5 tri-snRNP complex
Molecular function (GO): U4 snRNA binding; protein binding; U6 snRNA binding
Source: RefSeq, a predicted model, not a curated record